Messenger RNA from Hemicordylus capensis (graceful crag lizard), 2119 nucleotides. It is a transcript of the gene TMEM108, whose product is annotated as transmembrane protein 108. Bases 471 to 1895 code for a protein of 474 amino acids. Gene Ontology annotation, cellular component: axon; early endosome; postsynaptic density. Lineage: Eukaryota; Metazoa; Chordata; Lepidosauria; Squamata; Cordylidae. The transcript has 6 exons. Gene Ontology annotation, biological process: postsynaptic density organization; dendrite extension; retrograde axonal transport. The record is from RefSeq and is a predicted model, not a curated record.
CAUGUGGGGGGCAAGAACAACUCCUACUCAUCCCCAUUGUGUCUGACCUGAACAAACUGAGAGCUGUAUGAAGCAUCCCUCGGGAAGCAGAAGUGAGAACUGCUAACAGAUUGGUUGACACCCGUCAUGUGACUGAUGCUAGGCAACAUGUGCUAUUGGCCUUCUGGAUUGCAGACAGCUUCGAAGGAGUAUCAGUUUGUGCGCGUAUGUGGGCAAAGGAGCCCCUGAUUUCUCCACAGCCGUCUGAGAAAGCCGUCAGCGGCUCUUCUAUUGAGCUUGCCUCAAGUAUUUAUAAUCUCAAAAGCAAGACACACAAAAAAUCAGAAAAAAACCACCAUUGAAGACACCAUUGAAGACUCAUGGGCUAUGAGAAUAUAAGUGUGACUGAGAGCUUCUACACAUCUCACUCCAAGGUACGUCUAAGACAGAAUCAUGAAUAAAUUGCAAGACAACCAGGAGCAGAUGAUACCAUGAAGAGAAGUUUACAGGUCCUCUACUGCCAACUGCUUAGUGUUCUACUGAUCUUGGCACUGACAGAAGAAAUAGUGUUUGCUGUUCAGGUCCCACCUCUCAACUUGACAUCAUCUCAGGGCCUUCGGACAGAGAAUAUCAGUAUCUCAGCUAUGAGGAUGACACCUCAACCCAAAGGCCAUCAUGCAGCCCAGCCUUUACCCACAGCUGCACUUGCAAAUUUUCAUUCUAUUAGCUCAGUGGUGACUUUUGCUCCUUCUCUUGGCCCGAAGAAAUCAACCAGCAGCCAUCCUGUCAGUAACAAGGAACCAUUUCAUUUAUACAACCAGAGUGUUUUGUCUUCUGGGGAGACUCUUUCCAAAGGGAAAACCUUCCAGAUUGUCAAAGGCAAUCACACAGAAUCUCCAGAGCCUUAUCUAAAGACAGAGCUGCAUUCUUCUCCCACCAUGAGGAACUGGUCUUCAAAUUAUCCAUUUCAGCCUCAACCUACAAUUCACAGCAAUCAUAAUAGCACUGUGCUGGUAACGACAACAGACUUGGUUGCUCCUCUCCACACUGAUACCCUGGAAAGCCUUAACAAAGCAGGAGUGAAAGGGAGCUCAACAGAAUUGGUUACACAGGAAACAAAUCUUAAGACUCCAACAACUGGCCCAUCUACUGCUCCCGAAAUGGUGACGGUGCCUUUGAAACCUCCACACUACAGCAUAUGGGAUAUUCUGGGCAAAAAUAACUCAUGGGUAACCUCGAGCCAGAGUACGAAACAGGGUUAUUUUGCUAGGACUGGGACUGCAACAGCAGCUUUAGGUCACACUGGCCAAACAAGCAUUGAGGCCAAUGUUUCACUGUAUACAACAGGAAGUCCUAAUGGGACAUUUACAGCUCUGUAUCCCUCUGGGCAUAAUAUCAGCUUCCCAAGCAGUGCGCUCUCCACAGAACCCUCCACAUGGCUGCCAAGUUCCACCUCAACAGCAACAGGAAAUUUCCUAAACAGACUGGUGCCUGCUGGAACCCGGAAGCCUGGUCUGCCAGGAAACAUUUCCCAUGUCACAGAGCAGGACAAGCCCCAACACAGGACAACCAUUUGUCUCAGCAAAGUGGAUAUAGCAUGGAUCAUCUUGGCGAUCAGUGUCCCCAUCUCCUCAUGCUCUGUCCUACUAACUGUCUGCUGCAUGCGGAGGAAGAAGAAGACGUCUAACCCUGAAAGCAACCUGAGCUAUUGGAACAAUGCUAUCACCAUGGAUUACUUCAACAGGCAUGCCGUAGAAUUACCAAGAGAGAUACAGUCCCUUGAAACAUCAGAGGACCACCUGUCUGAGCCACGCUCUCCAGCCAAUGGCGAUUACAGAGACACAGGCAUGGUCCUCGUUAACCCCUUCUGUCAAGAAACGCUAUUUGCAGGACAUGAUCAAGUUUCGGAAAUAUGACUCCUGCCCUUGUACGUGCAGCCCCAUCUAUAUUGUCUCCAAAUUAUAAAUAUAUAUAUUAUAUAUAUUAUAAAUAUAAUCUUUGUGUAACCCUGAAUUAUGAGAAACAUUUUCAGCUUCCCCCUCCCCUAAGAAUUAUCAGCCUCUUUUUUAUAAGUGUGGUUAAAAACUUUACAGAACAAACUUCAGCUUUAUAAAAUAAAUGUUAUUUCUAAGCAAAAACC